Molecule: messenger RNA, 1157 nt
Organism: Monopterus albus (swamp eel)
Lineage: Eukaryota; Metazoa; Chordata; Actinopteri; Synbranchiformes; Synbranchidae
Gene: eif2b1
Product: eukaryotic translation initiation factor 2B, subunit 1 alpha
Exons: 10
Coding region: 212-1120 (302 amino acids)
Biological process (GO): translational initiation
Cellular component (GO): eukaryotic translation initiation factor 2B complex
Molecular function (GO): guanyl-nucleotide exchange factor activity; translation initiation factor activity
Source: RefSeq, a predicted model, not a curated record
UGUCACGUCGUUGUGGGCAGCGUCAAUCGUCAUCUCUGUGCGACACAUCAACGGGCAAAGCGUCGCAGGAUGAGCUAACGUCGUACAACCUGGCUAAUAGUGACAACAAAACUUUUUAGACAGCAUUUGGUGUGUUUCUUUUCCUGUGGUAUUCCGAUAGGUUAGUUUGGAUCUAAAAACGGCACCGUUAGGCUCUACUGUGGGUUUCAGGAUGGAUAAUAAAGAGCUGGUGGAGUACUUCAGGCAUCAGAUGAGGAAAGACCCGGACAUGGCCUCAGCUGUGGCUGCGAUCCGGACUCUGCUCGCUUUCCUCAAGAGAGAUAACGGUGAAACUAUCCUGGGCCUGAGGGAGAGCCUGAAGUGGGCCACAGGCUGCCUGAUGGAGGAGGACUCCUCCGUAGCCGUGUCCUCAGGAGGAGAGCUCUUCCUGCGCUUCAUAAGCCUCACGUCUCUGGAGCACCAGGACUUGUCUCGCUGUAAGAAGGUGAUGGAGGAGAGAGGAGAAUUUUUUCUAAAGAAAAUUUCAAUGUCCAGAUCCAAGGUUGCCAAGCUGUGUCACACCUUCAUCAAAGAUGGCGCUAAAAUCCUGACUCACUCCUACUCCAGAGUCGUCCUCCGGGUGCUGGAAAAAGCUGCAGGCGACAAGAAACGCUUCUCUGUCUAUGUGACGGAGUCGCAACCUGACUCAGCUGGGCGACAGAUGGCAGAAGCCCUGAGAAAACUCAAUGUUCCAGUGACUGUUGUCUUGGAUGCAGCUGUGGGGUAUGUCUUGGAGAAAGUGGACUUGGUCAUUGUCGGUGCAGAGGGCGUGGUGGAGAGCGGAGGGAUCAUCAACAAGAUCGGCACGUACCAGAUGGCCGUGUGCUCCAAAGCUCACAACAAGCCCUUCUAUGUUGUUGCUGAGAGUUUCAAGUUUGUGCGUCUCUAUCCACUCAACCAACGGGACGUGCCAGAUAAGUUUAAGUACAAAGCCGAUACCCUGAAGACUGUACAGAACCUGUCGGAGGAGCAUCCGAUAAUUGAUUACACCCCUCCCUCCCUCAUCACCCUCCUCUUCACUGACCUUGGAGUCCUCACCCCGUCUGCUGUGAGCGACGAACUCAUCAAGCUUUAUUUAUAACUCAGUUAUCAAAUAAAAACCAUUAUCAAAAGGUAAA